GUUCAGCAAUCAUAUCAGACAGUACCUGAAAUAGCCAUCGUAUUAACGAUUCUCGUUACAUUGUUAUUAGCCAUAAGUGGGAUCACGUACCGCUAUCGACGGCGUUGUCUCAAUACAAAAUGUCGACGGUCCUCCUUGAACCCUUCUCCUAUGAAUUUGAAAAAAGGUGUGUUGUUGGCAAAUAAAUAUACACCAAAUCCUCAAUACUUCACAUGCAUCUCUCCAGAAGUACCUAUCUUGCGCCGAGAUUGUCUUAUGUUUCUUCACGAUAUUGGUGAAGGGUGCUUUGGAAAAGUUUACAAAGGUGAGCUACGUUGCGGGGACUCUAUUGAGACCGUCGCUGUAAAAGUAUUGAAGGACUCAGCCUCUCGGGAAGCUGAAGAUGAUUUUAUGCGUGAAGUCGAAAUUAUGUCUGCCUUUAGACACCAAAACAUUCUUUCACUAAUCGGAGCCGUCCUACGAGAUGCCGGGAACAGUCCUUGGAUGGUUUUCGAAUACAUGCCACACGGGGAUCUAGCUGAAGUUCUUAGAGCUAAUUCAAGACAGCUGAAAACGCCCACGCCAGGAUUACCACCUUUAACUACGGAUUCGCUCUACUGGAUAUCAACACAAAUCGUAGCUGGUAUGGCGUAUUUAUCAGCUCAAAGAUUCGUACAUCGUGAUCUUGCUUGUCGUAACUGCCUUGUGGGCUCCGGACUCAUUGUCAAAAUAGCCGAUUUUGGUAUGUCGCGAGACAUUUAUACCUGCGAUUACUACAAGAUUGGAGGUUCACGUCUUCUUCCUGUCCGAUGGAUGUCUCCCGAGAGUGUAAUGUAUGGCCGCUUCACUCUUGAGAGCGACGUUUGGAGUUUCGGUGUAGUGCUCUGGGAAGUCUAUUCCUUUGGGAAGCAACCAUAUUACGGACACAAUAACGAAGAGGUAGUGAAGUUAAUUCUCCAAGGAAUCAUGCUCAUCCCUCCAGAUGACUGUCCACCAUUUAUCUGUAACAUAAUGUGUGAAUGUUGGAAAACUGAACCACGGGAUCGUCUCACUUUUUCUGAUAUUUUGAAAAGACUCGAAAGUGUUAAAGAAAAAGAACGCUUGUGUCAAGAAGGAAGUUUCCCCCGACCACCGCAAGGACCCAUUACAGUUCGCUCGCCCGAUGUACUGGAUCUUGAUGGAUAUUUACUUCCUGCACCCACGACUCCUUGUGAAUAUCUACAACCUUUACCGUCACUUAUAGACUGACAUCGCACAAUGUACAUCUCUUCGAAAUAAUUAACAUCACAGAUCCUUAUUAGAAAAUGACGAAUUACUUAUAUCAUAAAUUAAGUUUCUCAAUCAAGUCAAAUGAUUCGUCGUCUUCUAAAUUCCUUUUAUUAAAUUAUGUGUUACGCUUAACCAUAAUUGUGUGUUUUAUUACGUUAAGUGUUAACAUUUGCCAUUUGCCCCUUAAUAAAAUAGAUCAGCGAGGCUGACAAUGAAAUUCUUAACAAAAUCGACAGCAGGCUAAUGCCGCGCUAAAAAGUCUGGAUAAGAACACCUAUUCGAAGUUUUCUCCUUAGCUUCUAUGCUUCAGGGUUGUCAAUUAGGAAUCCUGUAAAAUUACUGCAAUGUGGAAUAGAAAAAGAAGAAGGUUCACUAAUAAUAUUAAAAUUAACAGACGAUACACAAUUAAAGAGACACAAAACCCUGAAACGCGCAAGUUUUAUCCGAACAAUAUGAUAACAAGAAUUCAUAAACGUUAAUCACUUUCCUAUCAAUAUUCUUACUUCCCUUUUCUACUUAUAUAUUAUAUAAAAAUCGCAUUAAUUUAAAAUUUAAUCAUGUUUCAAAAGAUUGCAAUAAAAAAGGUGCAUUGCAUGAAUUAAUUUGCCAUACCGAUAUUGGUGAAAUUGAUGAUGCGCCCGGCUAGAUUUCUGUAGCUCCCGGUUCGAACCCGGAUUGUGGCAGAUUUUUUCCCGAUUUCUGUUGCUUAAAAAGAAACAACUGUUUCUAGGCAGUACAGAGUUCAAACUCUAAAUCUUGCUUUGCCAAUUCGCCAUCAUUAAAAAUCCCAAAAGGCAGUCUAUCCAGGAUUUUCUUCACCAGAAGUCAUGGCAAUACGAAAAACUUUAAGUCAGAAGCACGUUUUUUUUACAGUCUGUUAUACCAUGACUAAUAAUCAUGGUCCCGGAACUGAAGAUGCCUUAAAAGAGUCAUCUCGGACACGCAAAAAUACUCCCACAAUGGAAAUUACAAAAUAUUUCUAAAACCUUAAUGUCCUCUGUAUUUCGAAAACGCUUCGUAGCUUAAUGCGGGUUUACGAUGUAGCUCAGUCUUAUCUUGCAUGCUCUAUUUUAUGACAGGUCCAAAAACGCCAUCUCACAUAUAUCGACAGUAGGUGUUUUUCGUCGUUUUUGGUAUAUAUUUAAAAUGUAUGUGAAUUAUAACGUUCAAUGUUAAAAAAAUAUCAAUACGAUCAUUUUUUAACCCUCCAGUAGUGAUAGCAUCAAUGUGCCGAUAGUCAUUACUCACGUGCCGACUGCUAAUACGCAUCCUUUAAUUGAAUUUUUCAGUUUUUUUAAAAAGUUGUUAACAUGGAAAGUAAUUGAAAACUUGUAAAAUAAAAUUAAUUUAUAUACACUGAUCAACGAAGAACCUUUACUUGUAAUUAUAAUUUACACAUCUGAUUUAUGAUUUAUUAUUUAUAUGAUGAAACUACUUAGCAUUUUAUUCUCCUCUACACUGUAAUAAAAUACCAAAAGAUAGGGUGUCAAUAACAUGAUGAUUACUAUAAAAAACGACCAAUUCUUUUCAGAUUGAACUAAAAAAUGUAGAACACCUUAUUAUUCGUGCACAGAUUUACAGUCCGUAAUCCUGAACACAAUCAAUUUGGUUAAUCGCCUAGCUUCGUUAAUGUAUAAGUAACUUAAAUAUCCAUAUUUAGCAAAUUAUUGAAAACAAGAAACCAUACAAUUCUUAAAUUUUUUCGGAAUUAAAAAAAAUCUAUUUGUGUGGAUUGGGAGUCCACGGCGGAUCUACCAGAGGAUUACAAAUACGCAUUUAUAACAAGUUUAAUUAAUAGCCUUCAAGGUACAAAUUUUUGUAGAAACUAUUGAAUAAUGUGAUCAGAGUAUACGGCUGCCCAGAUUAAAAUGCAUAUAAGUGCGCAUGCGCGCGUGUAACGUCUCUUCCGCUUUACUUGAGCACAAGGUUCACCAGUUAGUUCUACUACCCACACAGCACACUAUAUUUCGAAAACAUUACAACAAUAUUCCAAUAUUUCAUUGCGACAGCAAU
This is a messenger RNA of Cephus cinctus (wheat stem sawfly), 3261 nucleotides long. RefSeq names its product high affinity nerve growth factor receptor. The record is from RefSeq and is a predicted model, not a curated record. Gene Ontology annotation, cellular component: axon; signaling receptor complex. Gene Ontology annotation, molecular function: ATP binding; transmembrane receptor protein tyrosine kinase activity; neurotrophin receptor activity. Gene Ontology annotation, biological process: protein phosphorylation; cell surface receptor protein tyrosine kinase signaling pathway; cellular response to nerve growth factor stimulus. NCBI's taxonomy places the organism in Eukaryota, Metazoa, Arthropoda, Insecta, Hymenoptera, Cephidae.